Messenger RNA from Monopterus albus (swamp eel), 1072 nucleotides. Its product is annotated as tripeptidyl-peptidase 1-like. The record is from RefSeq and is a predicted model, not a curated record. The transcript is spliced from 5 exons. The coding region runs from base 16 to 825 and encodes 269 amino acids. Gene Ontology annotation, biological process: central nervous system development; proteolysis. Lineage: Eukaryota; Metazoa; Chordata; Actinopteri; Synbranchiformes; Synbranchidae. Gene Ontology annotation, molecular function: serine-type endopeptidase activity; tripeptidyl-peptidase activity.
UGGUAAAGGACUAAAAUGUUUUUCUCUUCCUCCAGGAUACCAGAGGACUGGGCUAAUGUUGGCCGGCUCGAGCCCACAGAGGAACUGGAGCUGACGUUUGCCUUGAAGCAGCAGAACAUUAACCUGCUGGAGAAAACACUCGGACUAGUGUCAGACCCUGACUCGGCGCGCUAUGGUGAUUACCUUAGCCUGGACGAAGUGUCCUCCCUUGUGCGUCCAUCUAAACUGACCCAGAAGGUGGUGCAUCGCUGGUUGCAGAGUCAUGGGAUUAAAAACUGCCUGUCUGUUCAUACUCAGGAUUUUUUACAGUGCACCAUGACUGCAAAGGUUGCAGAGACCCUACUUCCAGGAAGCAGGUUCCACCGUUAUGUCAGAGAAGGCCGGUCUCUAGUGAGGUCAUCAGCUCCAUACUCAGUGCCUGAUGAUGUUCACCAGCACCUAGACUUUGUUGGAGGGCUUCAUCGCCUUCCACCAGAAGGGAAAGACCUCGGUAAGAAGCAAAAGCAAUCGAAGGCAGGGUUUCACCUCGGAGUGUAUCCAUAUAUCUUGAGGGCCCGCUAUAACCUCACAUCAACUGAUGUGGGAAGAGCUCAGAACAACAGCCAGGCUGUAGCUCAGUUCUUGGAGCAGUAUUACCACCCUGCUGACUUGGCUGAGUUCAUGGGCAUAUUUGGCAGGACCUUCCCCCAUCAGUUUGAGGUGGAUCGAGUGGUAGGCCACCAGGAAAGAGGAAAGGCCGGCCUUGAGGCCAGUCUGGAUAUAGAGUACAUCAUGAGCACGGGGGCAAACAUCUCUACAUGGGUCUUCACCAAUCCAGGUGUGUAGAGAAGAAGGAAGUUUUAGCUGUGUGUGCAUGGAUGUGUGAUAUGUUGUCCCAUCUUUCUGUUUUUACCCAUGCUAAUUGUAGUGUUGGACAUUCAGCUGCUUGAUCCACCACUUUGGUCCAGGUUGAAAUCAUUUUUGAAUUGAUUCUGGUAAACUUUUGAGACCUCAUGGUCCGCAGGGGAUAAAUUCUACCAACUUUGCUCUUCUGAGUUUUCCUGUAGUGCCACCAUGAUGAUGAUGAUUUUUG